This is a messenger RNA of Alligator sinensis (Chinese alligator), 1716 nucleotides long. It is a transcript of the gene NKAIN4, whose product is annotated as sodium/potassium transporting ATPase interacting 4. The record is from RefSeq and is a predicted model, not a curated record. The coding region runs from base 32 to 658 and encodes 208 amino acids. NCBI's taxonomy places the organism in Eukaryota, Metazoa, Chordata, Crocodylia, Alligatoridae. The transcript is spliced from 7 exons. Gene Ontology annotation, biological process: regulation of sodium ion transport.
CGGCGGGAGGCGCCCCGCGGGCUCGGCGACGAUGGGAUGCUGCACCAGGUGCUGCACCUUGAUUUUCCUCUGCACUUUGCAGCUGCUUGCUGCAUUAGAGAGACAAGUAUUUGAUUUCCUGGGAUAUCAAUGGGCUCCUAUUCUAGCCAAUUUUCUCCACAUCAUCAUUGUUAUCCUUGGCCUCUUCGGUACUAUCCAGUACAGGCCACGCUACAUAGUGGUGUACGCCAUCUGGACUGCCGUUUGGGUCACCUGGAAUAUCUUCAUCAUCUGCUUCUACUUGGAAGUGGGAGGACUUUCCAAGGACAGCGAGCUUUUGACCUUUAAUAUCUCCCGGCACCAGUCCUGGUGGAGUGAAAAUGGCCCUGGCUGCGUAAGGAAGGAGGCUCCCAUGCCCGGCAUAAAGGGGCUGGACAGUCAUUCCUACAUCUCCGUCAUCGGCUGUGCUCUGGAGUACCGCUACAUUGAGGUCAUGCACAGCUCCUUCCAGAUCCUGAUCGCGCUGGUGGGCUUUGUCUAUGCCUGUUAUGUUGUCAGUGUUUUCACAGAAGAAGAGGACAGCUUUGAUUUCAUUGGUGGAUUUGAUCCAUUUCCUCUCUACCAUGUCAAUGAAAAACCCACCAACCUUUUGUUCAAGCAGACCUACCUGCCUGCGUAAGUGAAGAGGAUUCCAAGGCUGGAUAAACCUUGCACCCAAGAAACAAAGGUGCUGCAAGACGCAACCCCCACCCCGGCCUGGAGCUGCAGCAGAGGAAACACCAGGAUGGUGAAAUCCAUUCCACUUUUUAUUUUGUUAUAUUUUUUUUAGCACAACGAAUGUACACGCAAGAACCACCACUUGGUUUGUUUUUAUUCUGUGAGCAUCCUGAUGAACCAUUAGUACCAUUGGCCUGGCCCUAUGUGGCCCACAGGUAGGGCAAGAUUACAGGGCUGGCUGCAAAGAACCACCUCAAUGGAAACCCUUCACUCCAGCCUGAUAAUCAAGAGUUGAACUGUGAGCUACUUUCUUCCACCUCGGAUCUGUAACGAAGACAGUGCUGCAUACCACACUGGUUCAGGCUGCCAUAGUUUUGUAGUUUACCUGGUUUUUUUAAUGGACAAAACGCCCUAAACACCGUCUGAUCGCCUCCUUGCCUUUGAGAGAUGGUGAAGGGGAUAUCUACUUUGGAGAAAUGUUGGGGCAUUUGUUUUAGCAGUUAAAGAAGGGUUUGCGUGCUUCCCCUGCCUCCCUAUUCAUGCCUGCCUCCUGCCAUCGCCCCUUACAAUCUGUGGCCUUGCUCACAUGAUGCAUUUCCUCUGAUUUCAGACACCCAUGCAGAUGGGCUGCUAGGAGCUCUUUGCCCAAGCAUGCAAAGCCCCUGGUUGCUCUUGGUGCAAUUUAGCCCAGUCUGAACCAUGAGCAAGCCCACCCGGGCAAGCAGCAGCUGAUAACAACAUCCCCAGGAAGCCGACCCUGGUGCAGCUACAGUCACAGCUGGCGGACUGCAGCCGGCACUGGGGAAGGCUCAGGCCACGUGCUACAGAUGUGUAGGGCCAGCUUCAUCCACGCAACAGCCACGUUUACUCCAGGAAUGUCCUGACCCAAGGGGGCCUGCCGGACAUUGGUGGAGGAAGGAAUAAGAGGGGAAGAAAAGAAAGAGGGAGCAUAUAAGUGUAAUGAAAUGGCAUUGUGGGUCACAGCAAUUCAUUUGAAAACAAUAAAUAAAAUAACUUGAG